CAGUUGUGAACUGAAAUCGAUCACCAUCGAAUAUCAUGGGCCGGAAUAUGUCGACCCAGCUCGAAAGCUCCAGAAGCUGAGCUCGCCUUCGGUCUCCACGACAGCACAAAAGACGUCUCCGGCACCCAGCACAUCCUCGGCAUCCACAACACCUCAAUCAAACCCCGCAGCGGCCGAAGCGCCUCCAGGAUCUGCAAUUCCAAUGUCGAAGCCCCCGAUGCCCAGCACCCCCUCGGUACCAAUUACCACGCAAGCAACCAUCCAACCAAAGGCCUCAGCCAGUCUUGCGACCAAUCCGAACAAGAAAGCCGGCCCCCCGCCAUCGGAAGACCAGACACCGCGCUUCUUCGUCGAAGAGCUAGUAGUGUUCAGCCGCAAACCGAACGAUGACAACCCAUACAACUUGACCCCGUUGCUCUGGACGUCGGGCCGCACCCAGUUGCAAGGUUCAGAGGAGACGGGUGCGCAGGGUACGUUUGUCGUCAGCCCGCUCAUCCCCCAGGCGUGGUCGGACGCCCUUCGACAGCGUGUCUUUGUGAAGAAAACCUGAUACAGAGAAGUGACCGUCUUGUCCCGGUAUCAGGAUGAAGUCUUGACCUGUGUCAUUUUGCUAUGUUUGCGAGGAUGCAUUCGAUAUCAGAAUGUAUUCGUCACCCGCGUUACUUUGCUAUGUUGGCGUUCUCGUAU
Messenger RNA from Neohortaea acidophila, 687 nucleotides. RefSeq lists its product as uncharacterized. Lineage: Eukaryota; Fungi; Ascomycota; Dothideomycetes; Mycosphaerellales; Teratosphaeriaceae. The transcript has a single exon. The coding region runs from base 203 to 550 and encodes 115 amino acids. The record is from RefSeq and is a predicted model, not a curated record.